AUGCCUCCACUAAACGGUUUCUCAAACAACCCGUUCAAGACCCACGCCGACUUCAAAACCGCAUCAAUAGCACUCCUUCGCGCACUGAAGCCAUAUCAAUCACCCCAUGGCGCCCGAAUCAAACUCCCAUUAUCAACCGGUACCCAUUUCGACGAUGUCGCGGCCCAGCUUGAAGGCUACGCCCGGCCGCUAUGGGCAGUCGGUGCGCUGAUGCACUCGAACAUUAUGUCUAAAGACGAGUACGAAGAGCUCAUCAAACCCUACGCCAUAGGCCUGGCCAAUGGCACCAACCCACAUCACGAAGAGUACUGGGGCCCCGUCGUAUUACGCGAUCAACGAAUGGUGGAAAUGGAGAUCAUCUCGUUCGCGCUGCUAUCAGCUCCAGAGACCAUGUUCCAUUCGCAGUCUGAAGAAGCGAAGAGGAAUAUCACGGAGUGGCUGGGGACUAUCAAUGGCAAAGACUUCCCCACGACAAACUGGCUGUGGUUUCGGGUCAUGACUAACUUGGCGUUGAUCAAAGUAUGCGGCGUACCCAAAGAGCAUGUUCUCGAUGCGAUGAAAGCGGAUUUGGAUCUCAUGGAGCAGUUCUACCGAGGAGAUGGCUGGGCGGCAGAUGGUAUCUGGAGCGACGAAGGACGACAAGCAGACUACUAUUCCGGCAGCUUUGCAAUCCAAUUCUCGCAGCUUAUCUAUGCGAAGAUGGCACAGGAUCUGGAUCCAGAGCGGUGUGAGAGGUUUCGGGGUAGAGCGAAGGAAUUUGCAGUGUCUUUCUGGCGGUACUUCGACACGAACGGUGCCGCUAUACCCUUCGGCCGCAGUCUAACAUACCGUUUCGCAUUCGCUGGAUUCUGGUCCGCCGUCGCUUUCGCCGAGCUCGAGCUCCCGAAACCACUCUACGACUGGGGCGUGAUCAAAGGCCUUUUGCUCCGGCACUUCCGCUGGUGGAGCAAGAAAGACGACAUGUUCAACAUCGACGGCACUCUGACAAUCGGCUUUACCUACCCCAACAUGUACAUGAGCGAGGACUACAACAGCCCGCAAUCUCCCUACUGGGCCAUGAAAUCUUUCCUAGCGCUAGGACUGCAGGAAGACCACCCGUUCUGGACUGCGGAGGAGAAGCCUUUACCCAGCGGGGAAGUGGCAGUAAUGCCAGUUAAACCGGCUAUGCAUAUCCUCUCCAACCGGCCAAACCAUCAUUUCCUCCUUUCCAUGGGCCAAUUUUGUCCUUGGCCGCUCAAAGCCACAGAAGCCAAGUAUGGAAAAUACGCUUACUCAUCGCACUUUGGUUUCAGUGUGCCUACUGGCACCUUGAUACAGCAAAUCGCACCAGACAGUACGCUCGCAGUGAGUAAAGAUGGCGGGAAGACAUGGCGGGUACCAUGGAAGGUCACAAACCACCGCUUUGCUACUGCGCGAUUGAUGCGCAACGACGAAUUUAUAGAAGACAUACCGUGCCUGACGAGCACUUCGAAGCCCUGGGCCGACGCCGAUAUAACGGUACAAACACACAUCGUAGCUCCUUGCUCGCGCUGGCCAGAUUGGUAUCUCCGCUGGCACCGCCUCACCAACAACGGGUCUAGUGUUAUCAAUAUCCAGGCCGUUCAAGGUGGUUUUGCGAUCCAAGGCCGCGGCGAUAAGCACGGCGAAGUCUUACCAACACACGCACAUAGCUCUGAGUUCUCCAUCCAAGCAAGUCGUAGCAACGCAUCUUUCCCGCAAGGCACGGUAACAACUCAGGACUCAACACUCAUCUGCUCCAACGCCGGCGCCAGCGGCAUCGCUGCCCUCGAUUCACACAGCACCGACCUUUCAACGAUGAAAACGUAUGCGGAAGUCCUGAAACCGGAUGCGAAUACGAAUUUGAUGUGGCAGCGUACACUUAUACCCGCUAUUAGGAACGAGUUGAGCAUCCCGCCAAAUACAGGAGGACAAUUAGCUUCUGAGUUUGGCAGCGCGGUGUUUGCUCUGGCUAGGACGAGUGAUAGAGAGGAGCGGUACGUGGGCUUGGAGCAUAGUGAGUUGUGGGGUGAUGUACCAGUACUGGAUACUGGGAGAGGAAAGCAGAGGGAUGGGGAGUGGUAUAUUAAGCUUGAGUAG
Molecule: messenger RNA, 2097 nt
Organism: Alternaria conjuncta
Lineage: Eukaryota; Fungi; Ascomycota; Dothideomycetes; Pleosporales; Pleosporaceae
Exons: 2
Coding region: 1-2097 (698 amino acids)
Source: RefSeq, a predicted model, not a curated record